This is a messenger RNA of Mycena indigotica, 513 nucleotides long. RefSeq lists its product as uncharacterized. NCBI's taxonomy places the organism in Eukaryota, Fungi, Basidiomycota, Agaricomycetes, Agaricales, Mycenaceae. The coding region runs from base 1 to 513 and encodes 170 amino acids. The record is from RefSeq and is a predicted model, not a curated record. The transcript has 2 exons.
AUGGCCUUGUUGGUCUUAUUGUCUUCGAAACGUCAGCGCGAAGACCGCAUCUCUGUCCCACAAACUCCUCUUCCCCUUCCGUUGCCAUUUUUGUUCCCCAUAACCGACACGCUAGCACCCUCCCCGUUGAAGCAGGCUUUGCUGUUUACCAGCGCCGGUGCUUCUCGUUUGGGCACUUGCGAUUGGCUUCACGAUACAAUCGAGCACGACACAAUGUCCGCAUUCGAGGCAUUCGAUCCCUUCAUAUCGUUGGACGAGGCGAACUGGAUGGACAAAUGGAGGGAAAUACUGUCCUUCGAGACGGCUGUCUCCACGGGUUUGCCCCGUCGCUGGCUGCAUUUGCGCUCGCGGAAGAUAGCCGCAACGACUGCUACUUGGAUUUCGCCGAAUCAGGAAAUGGCAGGAUCUUGUAUGUGCCCUCCGUUCUCCAACAACGCUGUCCCCUUUACUUCGUCCUAUUUCUAUCGCUUUCCCACUCUUCAAUCGACUCCGUUCAUGGCACAUAUCUUUUGA